This is a messenger RNA of Rhizophagus irregularis DAOM 181602=DAOM 197198, 497 nucleotides long. The record is from RefSeq and is a predicted model, not a curated record. Lineage: Eukaryota; Fungi; Glomeromycota; Glomeromycetes; Glomerales; Glomeraceae.
AGCAAGAUAUAAAGCAUAUAGGAGUAUAUGGAAGUUCAGCCAACUUUCCCAAAAAAAUGUCUGAUAAGUCCGAGGUUCCCGAUAAGCCUGACAAGCUUGACAAGUUUCUCGCUGGUGGAGAUAUUAUUCUCAACUGUCUCAUUCCCAGAGAGGGGAGAAAUAUUUUCAAUGUAACGAUAUCUAAUGCUAACAAUAAUAGAGUCUCUUCUCUUGCGGAGGCAAUCAGAAUCUGUCAUCUAGAUCGAUUUCAAGAUAUAGAUUCGACCAGCUUGGCUUUAUAUAAGGUCGCCUUCAUAUCUGAUAGCGUAGUAAUCCACAACUUGAGUAACAACGAAUACUUCAAAGUAGAGGGUGCUGAAAGAAUGGAACCGCAAGACAGAAUUUUUACUCACUUCUUCAUGCAACCUCAACAAAUCUAUGGUGGUGAAAAGGGAAUCAAUGUUAUCAUGUAUCCUUCCACUGAAAGGGUGCCAAAAGUACUAAGCAAAGAUAAUUAG